GUCAUCUUCUCUCUCUCUCUCUAGCCAUUCCCUUUCUGGGUUCUCUGCGCUCCAUUGGGGGGCCUCCUGCCUCCAUCCCUUGUCCCUUCUUUCCUUUUCUGUGCACCCCACUAUUUAUUCUCUCCUCCUUCCUUCCCCUGAGCAUUUCUGGGUUCUUAUUUGCUAAUUUUAUGUAAUUCUCUGAUUCCUUUUCUCGGCCAUACAUCCAUACCCGCUUUUAAUUUUCUUAACUAGCUGUGUCUUGAAAUUGGAACUAUUGCUUUUUCUCCUCGUUAGCUUCCUGGAGUUUCGAGUUCUAGGCUGAGAAGGGCUCGGAUCUGCUGAAAUUCACUACUUCCUCUCUAGAGAUUUCUGGGAUUCAAUAGAGAGAAGGGGGGGUAGAGAUGGUACGAGGGAAGACUCAGAUGAGGCGUAUAGAGAACGCCACAAGCAGGCAGGUGACCUUCUCAAAGCGCCGUAAUGGGCUCCUCAAGAAGGCCUUUGAACUCUCAGUGCUUUGUGAUGCUGAGGUUGCUCUCAUCAUCUUCUCUCCCAGAGGCAAGCUUUGUGAAUUUGCUAGCUCCAGUUUGCACGAGACGAUUGAACGCUACCGAAAGCAUACCAGGGAUAGUCAAACAGCCAACAGAUCUAGUGAACAAAAUAUGCAGCAUUUGAAGCAAGAAGCAGCAAGCAUGCUGAAGAAAAUCGAGUUUCUUGAACUUUCAAAACGGAAACUCUUGGGGGAAGGUUUAGGGUCAUGCUCCAUACAAGAGUUAAACCAGAUAGAACAACAGUUGGAGAAGAGUGUGAGCACCAUUCGAGCAAGAAAGAAUCAGGUUUACAACGAACAAAUCGAGCAGCUAAAAGCAAAGGGAAAAGUCCUCGAAGCUGAAAAUGCAAGGCUUUCUGAGCAGUGCGGUAUACAGCCACAGCAAGCAGCAAACGGUGAGCAGCAGAGAGAAAGCCAACCCAAUACAGAAAGCAGUCCAAGUUCAGAGGUGGAGACUGAGUUAUUCAUUGGAUUACCAGAAACUAGAGCAAGACGAAGCAUUCUGCCUCCGCUACCUCCAAGGUCUAGUUGAACAUUUUUAUAACUCUACCUCUGCAAAUAUUUUGAAGGAAAAAAAAAAAAUAAGGGUAAGCCCCACCUGUUUUUCAGCAUUGUACAUCAGAAAUGUCUACCCUAAAGGCUCUCUCUCUCUCUCUCAGUAGGAUAAAUAAUAAUAGUGAUGGUGACUAUGCAAGGGACAUUGCCAUUUUGUUUCGUAGCAUUGCUCACGCUUUGUGAUCUUCAGUAACUCGCAUAUUGUAUAUUUGUACUACUUUCCCUUGAUGUUUUAGAAUCCAAGAACUUGCACCGGCUGUAUAUCGAGUUAUGGAUUGGUAAAUAACAUUUUUUGGAUUU
Messenger RNA from Prosopis cineraria, 1384 nucleotides. RefSeq names its product MADS-box protein SOC1. The coding region runs from base 384 to 1061 and encodes 225 amino acids. Gene Ontology annotation, biological process: positive regulation of transcription by RNA polymerase II. Gene Ontology annotation, molecular function: DNA-binding transcription factor activity, RNA polymerase II-specific; protein dimerization activity; RNA polymerase II cis-regulatory region sequence-specific DNA binding. The record is from RefSeq and is a predicted model, not a curated record. Gene Ontology annotation, cellular component: nucleus. The transcript is spliced from 9 exons. NCBI's taxonomy places the organism in Eukaryota, Viridiplantae, Streptophyta, Magnoliopsida, Fabales, Fabaceae.